Molecule: messenger RNA, 1521 nt
Organism: Penicillium canescens
Lineage: Eukaryota; Fungi; Ascomycota; Eurotiomycetes; Eurotiales; Aspergillaceae
Product: Zn(II)2Cys6 transcription factor
Exons: 3
Coding region: 1-1521 (506 amino acids)
Biological process (GO): positive regulation of transcription by RNA polymerase II
Cellular component (GO): nucleus
Molecular function (GO): zinc ion binding; transcription cis-regulatory region binding; DNA-binding transcription factor activity, RNA polymerase II-specific
Source: RefSeq, a predicted model, not a curated record
AUGGAGGUAUGCGACCCAUGCUGGACAUGUCGCAACCGGCGCAUCCAAUGCGAUCAGUCCGGCACACCAUGCGCCAAGUGCGAGAAAGCCGGACUAGAAUGCUUUGAUAAACGACCAUUCAGAUGGGUCAAAGGCGUGGCAAUCCGUGGCAAGAUGCAAGGCCGUUCAUACGAAGGCAAGACAGGAGAUUCACCCUCUGCUGUGGAUCCCGUACGGUCACCAGCCAAGAAACCUCGCGCUCUGGUCAAAUCCAUAGCCAGUGGCGGAACCCUACCUAUUGCCUUACAAGACCCAUCUACAUCGCACUUAGAUCAAGUUUCGAAGUAUUACAUAGAUUACUAUAACGAACGCAUAUGCAAGCUAUUCAUCGUCUACGACAGCGACAAAAACCCACUCCGGAGCCUGAUCCCAUUCGGAAUGAAAGAGCCAAUCUUACAAAAGGCGAUUCUCGCUCUCGCGGCGCGGCACCACGCCAACUCAGGUCAGUCAUUUUAUCAGCUUGAAGCGCCGACAUCUCCUGGCCUCAUCAAUGCCAAUCGGGACGCACUGCUUUUCAAGCAUCAAGCUAUGGAAGCUCUGUCCCGGGCUUUGGGCAAUGCAAAUUCAAAUUCAUCCAAGAAGGAUACUACUGUUGCUAGUAUAUUUCUGCUUAUCUUUCUGGAUCUUCUGGAGUCUGGGAGUGAUGGCUGGAAUUUCCAUCUCGAGGGCGCUAAGAGUUUGAUUUCUUCUCAGCGGUUGCUGCUGGGGGAUUCUGGUGUUAAUAAUGGACCUGGUCAGACGGUUCGGGAGAUCCGGGGAUUUAUUGCUAAGCAAAUACACCUGAUCGAGACUCUGGGAGCAACCUUCCUACGACCUAAGUUACUAUCUGAAUUCAUUUUCGCCGACCAGGAAGAAUCUUCAUCCCAAGAAGCUAUUGAGAAAUCCUUCCUUGGAUGUCCGGAAUACCUAUUGACAGCGAUACAAUUCCUCUCGAGCGAACGAGACACCAUCGCGGGAUCGAAGCUCGAUCAAGCUGCCGUCCAAACACAUAUCCAAGAUACAACAGCCAUGCUAUCCCUUAUCCGGAACUUCGAUUGUUACGCCUGGGCCUCGAGCCUACAACACUCCAGGCAAUCAUCCCCAAACGAAAUAAGCAAUCUCUGCUCCCUGUCGCAGGCAUACAAGAUCGGGGCUUUGAUAUAUGGCAGACGAGUCCUGGAUGCCCUCACAGAGGACGUGACCCUGCAAGAUGAUUUAAUAUCGGAGUUACUUGGUCUGAUUGAUGCGUUGAAAGAAGACGAGGCACUCUUCAAGUGUAUUCUAUGGGCUAUUUUUGUUGCGGGUCUGGAGUGCCGCACUCACGCACAGAGGGAUUUCCUUGUUGGGUGUUUGGAGAAGUUUUGGGUAGCGACUAGUUGUUUGAAUGUGGUUAAUGCUGCGAAUAUCUUGCGCGAUUGGUGGCAGCAGGAGGAUAAAUUAGAGGUAUCAUCGCGGUGGAUCUUUGAUAUUGGUCGUUUGGGUCGGGACUGGCUUCUAAUAUAA